CACUCCUUCGUCAUCCCCCUCACCAAGAAACUGAUCAAAACCACCACCACAUCGACUGCACAAGACAGCGGACAACAGAGCAUAGUCUCAUAACUCACAACAUGGUAAACGAUCCCAGAAUCUCGCAGAAUGAGGCAUUCAAAAUCAACCAAGCCGCCGUCACUCAGAACUUCAAACCAAGGAUCGACUAUCGUACCGUCUCAGCGGUCAACGGUCCUUUGGUCGUCCUGGACAACGUUCACUUCCCAUCAUACAAUGAAAUCGUCAACUUGACCCUACCGGAUGGAACCCAGCGAGGUGGCCAGGUACUCGAAGUGAACGGAAAGAAAGCGAUCGUCCAAGUCUUCGAGGGCACCUCUGGUAUCGACGUCCGAGCUACCCAUGUCGAGUUUAGUGGCUCAAGUAUGAAGCUACCGGUCAGUGAAGACAUGCUAGGAAGAAUUUUCAACGGAUCCGGUCAACCUAUCGACAAGGGUCCCAAAGUCUUCGCGGAAGAUUAUUUGGACAUCAAUGGAUCCCCCAUCAACCCAUACUCUCGAAUCUACCCCGAAGAAAUGAUCCAGACCGGGAUUUCCACGAUCGAUGCAAUGAACUCAAUCGCCCGAGGGCAGAAAAUCCCAAUCUUUUCGGCAGCUGGUUUACCUCACAAUGAAAUUGCUGCACAGAUUUGUCGACAGGCCGGCUUAGUCAAAAAAGGGGGAGUUUCCCCGGGACAAGGGAAGCCAACCAAAUCGGUUCAUGAUGAUCAUGAAGACAACUUUUCAAUCGUCUUCGCUGCCAUGGGUGUCAAUAUGGAAACUGCCAGAUUCUUUAGACAAGACUUCGAAGAAAAUGGCUCACUUGAUCGAGUCACCUUGUUCCUUAACUUAGCCAAUGAUCCCACGAUCGAGAGAAUCAUUACCCCACGAUUGGCUCUUACUACGGCUGAAUAUUUUGCCUACCAAUUAGAAAAACACGUGUUGGUCAUCUUGACUGAUAUGUCCUCAUACGCCGAUGCCCUCCGAGAAGUAUCGGCCGCUCGAGAAGAGGUACCAGGAAGACGAGGUUAUCCCGGUUACAUGUACACUGAUUUGUCCACCAUCUACGAGCGAGCCGGACGUGUGGAGGGUCGCAAUGGGAGUAUCACACAAAUUCCCAUUUUGACGAUGCCCAACGAUGAUAUUACCCAUCCUAUUCCGGAUUUGACUGGGUAUAUCACUGAAGGUCAAAUUUUCGUCGAUCGACUACUCUACAAUAAACAAAUCUACCCUCCGAUCAAUGUCUUGCCCUCAUUAUCACGAUUGAUGAAAUCUGCUGUUGGCGAAGGUCUGACUCGCAAAGAUCAUUCAGAUGUUUCCAAUCAAUUAUACGCUAAAUACGCUAUCGGGAAAGAUGCCGCCGCUAUGAAGGCAGUGGUUGGUGAAGAGGCCCUGUCGUCGGAAGAAAAACUAGCGCUCGAGUUCUUGGAUAAAUUUGAAAGCACAUUUGUGACCCAAGGGAACAACGAGAACAGGUCGAUUUUUGACUCCUUAGAUCUUGCAUGGUCGUUACUGAGGAUCUUCCCUCGCGAACAACUCAACCGAAUCCCUCAAAAGAUCCUCGAUGAAUGGUAUUCUCGUCGACCGGCCAAUAACGCCCAAUCUAACCAAAAAAAGAAUGACCCUAAACCUUAAAGACCAUCAGGUUGAUUAGCUUCCAACAUUUAACUAACUGCUUCUUCUUCCUUCAUGCACUUUAUGUUUUUUUGUUUGUUUGUGUUGACAACCAUCUUUGUUAGAUACUUUAUUCCUAUUCACCUUUUUUGUUUUGGUUUUUUAGAUUACAGUACUGAAAAUUUGGACUUUACAUAAAUCAGCUUAUUUGUCCCCAUUUUCACCACAACAUCCCACUUUUUCAACCUCUUUCUCUCUACACUUUUCUCUUUUUAUCCCCCUGUCAUGUGUAUUUUCAUUCAUUCCAGUGUUUUUCUUUUUGCUUUUUUUUUGGUAUGAACCUUUUUUUAUUUCUUAUCAAUAUAUAUACAACAAGUAUAUAUUGUUGUUAUUGAGUACUUUAAACCGUUGAGUUUUUGCCCAGGACAGAUAAAAUGACAACAAAACUCUUGCUUCUUGACUACUCUUCUUACUUCUGGAGUUAUCUCUCUUGCACUCUCAACCUGGACUGAUUUAAUGUUUAUUAGAUUGAACAUUCAGCAAGCUCUUGGAUUCAACGCAGUCUCGAGUUCUCACUCUUGAACCCAAU
Messenger RNA from Puccinia graminis f. sp. tritici CRL 75-36-700-3, 2220 nucleotides. Its product is annotated as V-type proton ATPase subunit B. The transcript is spliced from 11 exons. Gene Ontology annotation, molecular function: proton-transporting ATPase activity, rotational mechanism; ATP binding. The record is from RefSeq and is a predicted model, not a curated record. Gene Ontology annotation, cellular component: proton-transporting V-type ATPase, V1 domain. NCBI's taxonomy places the organism in Eukaryota, Fungi, Basidiomycota, Pucciniomycetes, Pucciniales, Pucciniaceae. The coding region runs from base 102 to 1652 and encodes 516 amino acids. Gene Ontology annotation, biological process: proton transmembrane transport; ATP metabolic process.